AUGUUUCUUCUUAAAUUCAUAACUUUCGAUGGCGUUGAGGCGUACCAGCCAUGUUCCCGGAACUUCAAUUUGCUCAACCUCGGCGAGCCUCUGUGUCCCAUCGAAACUGGCGACCUCGUUUUCGGUGAAGCCCGCAACUGGUCGUGCACCGAACAAGCCCGCCCACACUUGCCCAAAGAAGUGAGAUGGAUCCUUGCCACUAUCUACAACUUCGCUUGUGUCAUGUUGCGUCUCAGCCAUGGUGAGAAUUCACAUUGGGAAAUGAGGCCAUGGCUCAUGUACUUGUAUUAUGUUGCCGAUAGUCUUUUCGUGGAGAACGGUAUCCCUGCCACAGCACCAAGUCCAGAAUAG
Fusarium venenatum is the source of this 351-nucleotide messenger RNA. Lineage: Eukaryota; Fungi; Ascomycota; Sordariomycetes; Hypocreales; Nectriaceae. The record is from RefSeq and is a predicted model, not a curated record.